AUGAAUUGCGAUUUUGCAUCGCUGGUGCUGGCAGCCGCGGCGCCGUACGGAAGUAACGGCCCGAUAGACGCCACUACUCUGCUUCAGGUUUUUUUUCUACCUCCAAUUGAAUUUUGUGUCUGAAAAUACAUGGAUAAGUUUAAUAAGAAUAUUGAACUGGAAAACCGCUUGUAGUAUUUCUUUAUACUAUGAAAAAAUUUUCGAAAAACAAUGGCUUGACGUAGUGCUGUUAUCCAUCUACUAUCCAUUCGUGAAUUUCUAACCCACUCAACUACUUAAAUUAUUGAUGAUUUUUAUAUUCCGAACUAUCAACAAAGCACCAUUUCAUUCAAAAACUGAAUCAUUACCAUAUUCUGCGAGAAGUGUAUUUUUAGAAUAUUUAAUCCCUCAAAAUUAUCUUUUUUUUCGGCGCACUCUUAUAAUUUUCAUUAAUCCGUUUAAUAGUUGAACACUUUUUUUUAGAUUUGUAAGGAUUAGCAUAAAAUGAGGUUUGGUGUGUUGGAAGGAAAUUAUGAGGGUAUUAUCAAUUUCGCUUGUUAAGUGCGACCUUUCGGACAAUCUUUGAUUCGAAAUUUUGUCUUAUCUUGAGAUUUGGAUUUUAGAUCGAUUUUAAAUCAUUAGAAAUGACGAGCAAAUUACCUUUAUUUUUUUUUUUAGAUAGUUUUGGCUCAACUGUAAUUUUUUCAAUGGGCUAUUUUUGGAGAACCUGUUUUUUUGCAAAUUUUUUUGUGGGGUUUUUUUCUAGAAUUCUCAAGUUUACCUUCUUCCUUGUGGUAGUAGACUUCGAAAUAAAGUUACAGCUGAAGCUCAGAAUUCUGCAGAAAUCAUUGUGAAGCUUCGUUUUUUUCGAAAUUACUUUUAAUUGAAGUUAAAAGCGAACAUUGUUCGACUAGAUAAUAAUUACUCAUUUCUUUGUUGUACUUUUUUCAUUGUGUGGGUGACGAACGCAGCUGCCCUUCUCAGUCUGGCAAAAAAAAGGGGGAGAAACUCGUUUUACUGUUCCACGAGUUUCUGCAAGUGUCUGUCAGAGUCUCCAACCCGAAAAUGACGCUUGUGACUUUCAAAAAAUUGCCGUCGUCAGUGUAAUCAGGAUGGGCCGACGAAACAGGGGUUGCACUAUGCCGAAGACGCGGAGGGCGCCAGAGAAGGACAAGAUGAUAAGGAUAUUGAUAAGAAGACGUGCAAAUCGACGCCGUCUCGUUUUGGGCCGAUCACGCCGUCGGAUGGGGCUUUUCCUUUUUGCGCGUCUGAUCUUGUCUCCAUGCGUUUGAGACAGGAGAAAGCUGUCGAGGCAAUUCAUUUGCUAUCGUCACAGUUUGCACAGAUAUAUAUUUGGCUUCGAGAAAAUCUUCAAUCAUGAGUUAUUAGAAAAGAAAACAUAUGUAUAAGGCUAGCGGCAAAAUUGCAGUAUUCUCUCGAAAAACAGUAAAAAAUAAAAUACGAAGAUUUAGAAGAAAAAAAGUUUAAAUAGGUUAUUUUCUAUUUUUCUUUCGAUUCUGAGUAGCUAUACCUUUUUCCAAAGUUUUCUUCAGCAAGUUUUGGACACACAUUUAGGAAUUGUCAUAAAAAAAGAAAUCUAGCCUACUGCAAGAUGAGGUAUAUCCCUAAUCAGUUUCAUUUUCUCUAAAAAAAGCAAUUUUUCGGAUUUUUUUCCUAGAUAAAAGACUUCUAGAUUUUUCUUUUUUAGUAGAAAGAAGUAGUCUCAUGAAAUGGAGCCUCUAGGUUUGGAAAGUUUUUCUGAUAAAUGCAAGGAAAUUAAAAUAAAUGAAGAAAAAAGGAGCAGUUUCCAUGUUUUUUUUCCUGGUUGACCAAAUUACAUUUAUCGAAGAAAAGAAGGCUUUUAAAAGAAUCAAAAUCUGCGGAAGAUUGGUUUAAUCUUAAAAUCAGUAAAACAACAAGGUUUUUCACUUGAUUUUUCUAAGUUUUCAUCAUUGCUUCAUUGUUUAGGAUCAUGUUUUAAGGGAUACUCAGUUAUCGGGGACAGAAAUAGAACGUGCCUCGUUUCUGAUAGUUUCUAGUGAUCCCUUAAGCGGCGUCAGCACUCUUGAGUGAUUUCUAGAAUUUCUCUGAAACUUGCGGGGCGCGUCCGGUUUGCGUCACCGAGUUCCGAGUAGGUGUGGAUUCUAAUUUUUUUCAUAAGUCAAAGUGGAGAAUUUAUUUUGAGUAAAAAUUGAGUGAAUGUAGUCUUUUUAAAAUUAAAAUCUGUUUUCAACCGAAAGAACAGCUUUUUACACACAAAAAAUACAUCAAAAACAUGGUUCAUUUGGACAUUUUAUAAGAAAACAACGGCGUCUUGUUUUUCAAAAAACUUUUUGUGACACUAUGCUGAUCGGCAGGUUUUUGAUUGUACACAGACACUCGGUUUUCCAAUUUUCUAAAAAAUGUUUUUCCUUACAAGAAAAAAAUUGAACCGAGUCGAUUUUCGUAAUCAAUAAAUCAAGCGGUCCUGAACGACGACAAAGUUCCCAAAGGCUGGCCUCUUUCGUUUUAAUGUGUGUGGGAAAGUUUGGCCAACUCGGAGAACGGCGUUUUUUUUUUCGGAAAAAAAGUCGCUCACAGAGGGAGAAACUCACGCUCACACUUGUUCUUUCUCUUCUUCAUUGAGCAAAGAAACUGGAAUGCUCCAAAAAAGUUGGAACUUGAAAGGAAGAAAAUGCCUAGACAUCUUGGAAAAGUUUAUUAACGAUCUCGCGCGCCCUAAUGAUAAGAUAGUUCAAAUCUCAAAGGCGGAUCAUUUUUGGAACAUGAUGAUAACAAUGAGUUUACUUAUCACCGUGAAUGAGCCAUUUUUAUGGUAUUCAAGAAAAGUUAGUUGGCUAACUUUUUUCAUCUCUUUUUUUUUCGUUGAAUUUUCAUAUUCUCAGAAGGUUUUGUUAGAAAGUGCUGUUCACAUAAAUUAUCAGGGAUUCAAAAAAAAAAAUUUACUUUUCAAAAAGUUCAAGAAACAUUUUCUAGUGUACUCCGAAUAAAAGUUUAAAUCUUUAAAAUUAUUCAAAAUACUCAAAUUGUUUUUUUUUCUUAAAUUUGCUCUCGAUAACUGAUCAAAUAAUGAAAAUUUUACUACGUGCACGUCUGUAUCGAUUAUUUGGUAAGACUAGUCUUUCAGGUCGCCUGAAUUUGACAAGAAUCACUUUUCUGACGUCGCUUUUGCUUACUCUCGAAUUUUCAGCUUAAGGAGAUAGUUAAGCAUUAUUUGGUAUUAUGGCAGGACAACUUUACCAAAGAAACGUUUGUUGGAUUUUACAGUGUCCACUUGAGGGCCUGCUCUAUAUCUUUUCUUAGUUUGCUGGACCAUUGUCUUUAUUGAUGCCGAGGUCACUUUCUAUUCGUCUUCAGUUUUGUUCUGUACGUGUCUUAUUUCCAUGAACUCAAUUUUUCCUGAUUUUCGCUAAAGAAGAAUUAGAUGCAGCCGAGGUCACGUGGUGUUCUUGGAUUCCUAGUCUUUUACUUUUUUUUUCUUGAAGAUCCAACCUUGAUCUUCGCUUUUUUCCUGUCAUGUCAUUCCAAACUUUAAAAAUCGAGGGGUAAUUUUUUCAUUUUUGUAAGGACCCAGUCUUUCCAAAUUAUUGUAAAACUCACAAUUGACCUCUACCGUGCUCUUAAGACCUCAGUGCUUCUUGAUUCAUGAAGAUGGAGUCGAUGAAUUCUUGGUCCUGUCGUCGUCUAGGAGGUCCAGUCUCUCCAAAUUUUUUUCUAGGCGUGUCUUAUGGGGUCGACCGACGCUCUCUUUUCUCUCUCUCUCUCUCUUUGGCCUUCUUUUGUGACGGCCGGGUGGCCUUCUGCGACCUCCAGGCCGUCCGUGUUGCCUCGUCUCGUUCCCACGCUCGUUUUUCCCACCCGCAGUCAAACGCGUCUUUGCGCGCUCUUCCUCGCCUCUGCGGCGAUCCCACGCAAACAAAAAAAAAUUGGAUGGCGGUAGGAGGCGAUUCUCUCAGGCACGGCCACCAACACUGCCGCCGCCGCCAACAACUACCAUUUCAUUCUCAAUUCCCACACCGAAUUUCCUUGGGAAAAUUCGAAAAAAAAAAAGCUGAAUACGAUGGGUUCUGAUGUUUCUGGACGCGACUCCGCCUCGAAUCCCCCAUCUCUUCUCUUCUUCUUCUUCGUCGUCUUCUUUUCCUUCUUCUUCUUCUUCUUCCACGUUCUCACAGCCACGCUCGCACACGCCAAAACAUUUUCUGGCUGGCGCCUCGUUUUGUUUCACAAAAGACGUGUUCAAUCGCUCCCACGGCCUGUUUUUUUCCUUUGGUUUAUUUUUGUCUCUUUGCAAGGUUUUUAAAGUUGAGAUGAGAACAAAAGUUCAUAUAAAAAGGUGGAAAUCGUCUUUUUUUAUAAUGUUAGAAUUUUUGAAAUGACCGGCUUAAUUUUACUUAUAAAUUUUGAUUCGUUAAAAACUGUUGUCAAUGGAAAGAAGAGUAUGGCGUUACGAUGUUUUUAAUUUCGUAUUCAAUAAUAAUAAUGAUAAUAAUAAUAAUAAUAAUAAUAAUAAUAAUAAUAAUAGGUUUAUUCAAUUCAUACGGUAAAAAGCGAUUUCAAAUAAAUAGUUUUUUUAAUUAAAAGCGGUUAAAAUAACCGCUUUUUAAACCUGAGGAAGCAAUUAAGUUUGAGAUUCUUACAAAUUUAGAUAAACUCCUUUUUUUCACCUGUUCCCUUUCCGACCAUCAUGACCUACUCUAAUAAGCUAAAAAAAUUUUUCGUUUCUUUGAGCCUUUUUUAUUGAACUCUUUUUCAAAGUCAGUUUUCUGUUGAAAAUUUAAUUAUUGUCUCAUCUCAUUUUAACUUGGUUCACAUAGUUCAUCGCAUAUUUUUUGAAUUAUUCUUCUUCUUCUUCUUAAAAAAACUUGAAGUUUACAUUUGUUUUCACACCUUUGUUUGAAAAUUUUUCUCAAAAUUCUCCUUUUUCCAACUUAUACAUUUUUUAAACUCAUUUUUCAAGGCUCUCAUGUUAUCUUCUUCCGUUUUGAAGCUCUCAGAUUUUUUUUGCACCUAUUGAGCCAAGCUUUAUUGGUUAUUAUAUUAUUCUGCCUUCAUUUCAAACCUCGAGAGCUUUUUUUGGAAAGAUUUUCUUUUUUUAUAGUUAAGUUAUGUUCUGGAUGAAUUUUUUUAUUUAAUUUUGUUUUUUUCUGGAGAAAAGUUCGAAGUCAAAAAUUUGUUAAAGGAGAUUUUGCACUCAAGGCUUUGAAAAUGGCCUAUUUAAAUAUGAGAAGUACAUUUUUUGCUCUUUUUUUCUUUGUGUCCAACUAUGCUCAAAAAUCGGGAGAUGACUCGAGAAAAAGUGGAAAUCUCCGAAUUUCAACACUGGAGAAUCUGUUUUUUUUUUUUGUUUCCUCAUUGAACACCUGUUCGGUUUGGCUAGGCGGCAAAGACCGUCGAGAUAAAAAGUUGGCGUCUCGACGGCUGCACUUUUUUGAGCCUCUCUUGUUUGCUUAAUUAUUUAAAUUCCUCCGUCCGUUCAAACGAACUCUGAUAGUAAAGUAGCUGGGAUCAGAACCCGUUUUUUUUACUCAAUAAACUGAACCUUUCUACAAAAAGAUUGCUGUUUUUCAUUCUUCAUUUUUGUUCUUGUUAGGAUUUUCUGAUCGCUCCUCCAAAUUUAAUUACAACUAAAAGCUUUCUUUUCUGUUUAUUCGACGAAAUUUCAUCAUUCCAUGAAAAUUCAGCUUAAAUGAGCUUUUUUGAUGAACUAAGGGUGAUUGGAAAUUUCUUUCUGUAUUUGAAUUCGUCUUUAAUUUCGAUACGAUGUUUUUCGCACUUUCUCAUAUCGAAAAUCGUCAGAAUUUUCAAAACCCCCGCAGAUAAAUCCUUCUUUUAGUUGAUUCAUAUUGUGAAAUCGAGUUCUACAACCCGCCCAAUGACCAGUUCAAUGACGUUAAUUCAUUGAGUUUUGAUGGUAAUAUAUCCUCAGACGGUAUAUUCUUCAUUUCGCGCGGUCCACUCUCCCCCUUUUUCAAUUCGAUGCUUCUGAUUUUCGUACUUAUUUUAGAUCUUCAAAAAAAAAAAACAAUGAUUAUUUGCCAUUGUUCAUCAAAGUUUUACGCCAUAAUUAGCACGGCAAAAUGAAAAAAAGCCUUCUUAUUGUAGAAAACUUCAUGAGUUGAAAGUUGCGCAAAAUAAAACCUUGCAUGAAAAGGAAUGGAACCUAAACGUUGGCCUUUUUCUCUGAGUAAUUAUAGGAUAAUCCCCGUUCUCAACGCGCUGAAACACUAAUAACUAGCCAAAACUGAUGGUUAUUUCUUUUUUUCUUAUCUCCGUCGAUCUUGAUAACUUUAAGGACACGUUCUGGUUCUUAUGCCUCCUUAUGGCUGAGUUCUUUCUUCCAUAAAUGCCUCUCAUUAAGUUUUUUUUAGUUUUCAUUCCUCUACCUGUAUUUUAUAAGUCUUUUGUUGGAUUUUCACUCUAAUUAUAGUUUUUUUAAUUUUUUUGAAUAAAAUUAACUGUUUUGAAAAACCUGAUAGUUGAGAAAAAUGUAGUAAAAAACUAUUCUCCUUUUUUGACUAUGGCCUAAUUUUCAUAACUUCACAAAUUUUUCAAUUUCACAGUCCUCUUGUAAAAGUUUUUAGAAAACUAGUUAGUACAAAUUAACAUCGAAAUUAUUGUUUACCAGAUUAGACUUGAAAUGAAUUGCAGUCAAAAACGAAUUUUUGAAAGGAGAAAUUAAGCCAUCAAAUUUUUGGUUGAAAAUUUUUUUUAAAAAGUUUCGAAUGUAUCAUAAUCAUUUCUAAAAUUUGUUUCGCAUUCAAAGUAGCAGCGAAAAACCGACUUUUUUUAGGUUCAUCUAAUGACCCCUCCAACUGAUUUCUUUGAAGUUUUUCGAAACAAUUUCGGAAGCAAGCGAAAACUUCAAACUGUCUCUUAUUUUUAUUCUCGAAAAGUUUGCAACGGAAAAAAAUAUCAAACAGUUGCAAUCAACAAGUUUCAUGCGCACAAAAAGUUCUAAUUUUGUUUAUGUUGAUGAUUAUUACUCAAUCAAAUAUUCUGAAUGUCGUAUUUUUCUUUUUACUACUCUACUGGAUUUUCGAACAGUUUUUGAACAAAAAAAGAAGAUACAUUUUCUGAAUUUUUUUCUUGAGAUUCACCAAAAGAAAAAAACUUUUUUUCUUGAUUUUGAAAUAUUCCAGAAAAAAACAUCCUCGAAACUUCCCUGAAAAAUAUUUAGUCUGUUGACAUUUUUUUCUUUAUUUCAUAUUUAGUAAUUUUUCGAGUUUUUUUAUUGAAAAGCAUAGGGAAUUUGGCUCAGGUUUAUCCCGGGUUUAGAAAGUUUAGAACUGGAAAAACAAAAAAAAAAAUUAUGAGGUGUUUUCUCGUUUAGACCUUCUGAGGAUUUUUUGUGUAAAUUUUCCGAAAACUCCAAACUUCCCUCAAAAAGUACCUCCCUCGUCCGUUUUGAUCUUGUUUCCGAGGACUUUACGGAGAUUUCAGUCGCUGAACACGCUGACGGGGCUACCGUAUCCGGCGACGACUCCGGGAAGCGCGCCGUCGACGUCUUCGACUGUGUUGCCGGUCAACAUGUGGCAGUCGAACCAUCCCCUCAACAUCGCCAACUCUCAGGUCGCCAUCCAACAGGUAUCAUCGUUCGGAGUAGCGUCGGAUGAAGCCGAUUUCCUCCCCAAAUCCUGAGGAACAGGAAUCUUCUGCGUUGACGGACUGUUUUAGAGCAGAUAAUCUCGGAUGUUUCUGAGAGUUUGUAGUGCACAACUCUCAAAUAUCCAUUUUUUCAGUGACUCAUGAAGAAUAAUCCGAGAGACAGGCGUCCAUUUUGAGAUGAAUACAAUUCAACAUACAGAAACGAGUUAGAGCUACUCCAAAAAUUGUAGUUGCAACAAACAAAUAGUGCUUGAAAAUCAAGUAAAUUAUUUUCCUAGUUUAAAGUCUUAGUUUUGUCUUUUUCGCCCCUGAAAAAAAUAUUACAAAAAAAUCGUGUUUUUUUCGCAGUGCCGUCUGUAAAGCUUCAAUUUUAAUUAUAUUAUAUUUAGCACCUUGAAAAAUUCAAAAAUAAUCGGUAUUAAAAAUCAGCGCCUGGAGUAAUAUCAUAAGUUUCAAAAAAAGGUCUUUUUUUAAAUCAGCCAUUUAAAAUUCUUUUCUACAGUCAUUCAAUUAAUCAUUCAUAAUCACUUAUUAAAGAAACCGAUUCGAAAUUCUGAAUAUUUACAUAAUUAGUGCUUUUUGGUCGAUUUUUCCAUGAUCAAAUAAACUCUUAAAUGUUUAAUACUUUUUUUCGAAUAAUUUUUUUACGUUCAAGACACCGGCUCAGUGCGUUUGGUUCUGCAUUUUCCGCUUUCAAAGCACCUUAAAAUCAACAUUUUGUGUUAAAUGAUAUAUAUAAUCAAUGUUAAAAAAAUUUUCACUAGUACCCUAAAGGAUCAAAAAGAAUAUUUUAAUUUUUCAAAGUCGAAGUUUGAAAAUAAAUUUUGUCUCGCAUUGUGGUCCUCUCAUGAGUUUCAUUAAAAAAUAAAGAAACCAAAGUUUUUCGAAAAUAUAUAGAUACUUCGACUGUUUCUUUUCUAAAACAUCAAGAUGAAUAUCUCAUUCCAUAUAUGUUUCCCCCCUGAUUAUCCAGAGCCUUUUUCCAGAAUUUGUUAAACUUUGAGUGUUUAAUCUGUACUAGGACGACCUCAUGAGACGAGAAACUAAUUGAAUUCAAAUUUUUUAAUUGUCUCGUUUCGAGAACUUCUUCAUUAUCAAGACUGGAUAACUUGCAUGGAUAGAAUGAUUCCGCGUAUCUUCACAUUCAUAGUAUUUACCUGAUGAAAAAAGCUUUUAGAAUCAUUUUUUGUGAAGUUUUCACUUUCAAAUUAUGAAAAAAUGUGGAUAAAACAGGAAAUAUUUUAAUCUUUCCUCCCUUUCUUCCGUAGUUACUCCGAAUUAUUUAUUUCAGUUCCCAAGUACUUUCAUCUGGAUAGGGAUGUAGAUCUUUCUGUGUAUGCAUUAAACGCCUACAAAGCGGAUUCAAUAAAUUCGAAGACGUCAAGCCAAAAAUUGAAAUUAGAAGUGUUUCUGGAGAAACCGGAGGUCUUAGCGAAUUUUUUUUGCAGAUAAGAAAACAAAAUGAGAAUUUUUUGCGUCUGUAUACUGUUUCGUAGCGGAUAAUCCCGAAAAUCCAAGAGUUUCUGAGAUUUUUCAGUGCACGCUUUCAGAAUCCCCACUUCUUCUUAUUAAUUCACGGAAUUGUGGACUUAUCGAUAGUAAUUUAGAUGAGAGCUCCUAUUUUUAAACCAUCUCAACAUACCGGAAUUCCCAGAUUUCUAUGCCUCAAAUAAAAGAAGAGGUUCGAUAGUAUGAAAAACCCGUAUUUCUGGGCAGCAUGAAAUUCAAAAAUGAAACUUUUCGAUGUUAAAUUCCAAAUAGAUUCCGAAGAUUUUUAUUUGAAGCUUUGAAUUUUAUUCCUUGUCUGAGAUGGAAAAUGGAAAUUUUUUACCGCUAGAAGGAAAAUAAGAAAAAAUAUAGAAUCAAAACCUUGUAUUUUCUCCCACAAUGGUUUGCUGACCAUGUAAAUACUGUCAUUUAACGUCUAAAAAUCAGCAGAGAUAGAAAAAAAGUGCAAAAAAAGGUUUCGGAACAACAAGGUUGAAAAUUUUUAUUGCAUAAAAUAUUUUUUUGAGAGGGUUUUUCAAAAAAAUGAAUGAACAGCUUGAUCAUGAAUUAUCUUGAAUGCCCUAGAACUUUUGAAUUUUGUAGUAGGAGCCUUCAGAAAAAAACACUUCUCAAACUUCUGAAUUUUCGGAUUUUUUUCAGCUCCAGGCGCUCCUCAACUUCCAACAACUCCACAACCAAGGCCUUCUCAACUCCGUUGCCGUUAGUUUUCUCUGUUUUUGGUUGAUGGGAAGAUAAUCGGAGGCCAAAUUCGUUCCUGGGAACCGAAAUGGUUUCGAAUUGGAAUUCUCAUGAAUCUUUAUCGUUUCCUUUUUUUCUCGCGACGCCGUCGAUCGUUUUUUAAUCGUUUCGUUGCCAAUUCGCCUUUCCUUUUCUGUAUGUUUUUCCCUGAGGCAAGCUUUCAUCAUAAUUUCUUCUUGAUAAGAAUAGUUUAAAGUUUAAAAAAAGGAUUUUUCUAGCAAAUAAACCAGUAGAAAUCUUUCAAAAAAAUUGACUUCUUCAAGAAAAAAAGUUUUUUUUCAGGCGGCUGAUCCAACAAACCUGUUGAGCGGCGAGAGAAAAACCUGUCUUGGUGAGUUUCAAAAAAACAAAUGGAUAAAGUGGAAAAAAAAAUUGAGAAAAAGUUUGAAAAAAAUAGGGACAAAACGUCGCUUGAAAAAUCAAAAAAUAUUUAAAAAAAUUAUUUUUUUCGAAUGCAUCGGUCUUCAUUUAAUCCAAUAAAUAUGAUUAGAAAAAAAUUAAAAAAAUAAAAAGGUUUCACUCAAAAUUUACCAAAAUGUUCAAGCUUAGUUUGUUUCGAAUCAAACUUGAAAAGAAGGGGUAUUAAAUCGAAAUCAAAUGUUUCAUUUCUCACACACAAACACUGAAAUUUCCGAAAUAAAUGUAGGGAAAAUGUAGGAAAAUACGUUUUCCUGUAUCAAUUAGUUUUCGCGUAACCAUCAAACCAGGAAAAUAAGAUAUCUCAUUUUUUUAAUCCGAUGCCAAUCAGAAUCUAAAAAAAAAUAGUAUUUAGUCAAAUUUUUAACUUUGGAAAAAGUGGAUGAUAAUGAAAAUAUUUUUUCAAUCCUCGAUUUUUAGCAAGCUCCUUCGCCCAUCCUUCCAUCCUCUUCUUCUUCAUCGCCGACAUCUCCUAA
Messenger RNA from Caenorhabditis auriculariae, 10724 nucleotides. The record is from the annotation of a GenBank genome assembly. Lineage: Eukaryota; Metazoa; Nematoda; Chromadorea; Rhabditida; Rhabditidae.